AACACGUAAAAGUAAGAGUAGCAUUAGUACAAAUCAGUUAGUCGUGCAAGUUGGCCAAGUUCGUUGCUCAUAUUUGAUUUGUCGUUCACGCGUGUUGGAUGAGUUUAUUAACGCGCCUAGGUGGCAGCAUUUUAUCAUCCCAGUUAUUGGUGCAGCAACAACAGCGCUAUUAUACCAAUAGUAAACUUCUGACCACCUAUCGUAGUGAGCUAAGCAAUUCGACAUUCCGACAGCAGAAUUGGAGCGAUAACUACCAUUGCCACUUGAGGUCAGCCCAAAAGCGAAGGUCAGACAUUCCCUUUCGAACAUUCAACAGGUUUUACCACGAAAAAACGAAACCGCAACCACAACAACAUACAGUGCGUACAAAUUUUUUAUUAGUCAACAGAAAAUCAGUAGCUAUGGGUUCGGCAAAUUGUAAGGAAUAUUCGACUACAACGUCCAAAGACGACGCGAAUGCAUCAACCAAGCAUCAGGAUGGUACAUAUCAGUCUACAUCCGAAUGCGACAUGUCGGAAUAUACCAACGCUGUCGAAGUCUGCAACAUUGACGAUCUGCAAGAAAAUGAAAUGAAGCAAUUUAAUUUCGAUGUGGACACAAAAGUGUUGGUGGUGAAGCAAGGAGGUCAGAUAAAAGCUGUCGGCAAUAAGUGUACGCAUUAUGGCGCACCAUUGCACACUGGCGCCUUGGGUCAGGGUCGUGUGCGUUGUCCUUGGCAUGGCGCCGCUUUCUGUUUGCGUACCGGUGACAUCGAAGAUUUCCCUGGCCUGGACUCGCUGCCCUGUUUUAUGGUGCGUGUCGAAGAUGAUGGCAAAGUAAAAUUGCGUGCCAAACGCACAGAUUUGGAGAAAAAUAAACGCUUGAAAGAUAUGGUGAAACGCGAUAUGUCGAAUAAGCAAUGUGUCGUUGUUAUUGGAGGCGGUCCAUCAGCUGCCGUGUGUGUGGAAACGCUGCGCCAAGAGGGCUUUACAGGUCGUAUUGUCAUGCUUUGCCGCGAACAAAUCUUGCCUUACGAUCGUAUCAAAGUUUCCAAGUCCAUGGACAUUGCGCUGGAUAUGAUACAAUACCGCGAUGCCGACUUCUAUGCUCAAUAUGGCAUUGAGGCUAUGCUUGGGGUCGAGGCGACCAGAGUUAAUACGAUUGACAAGAAAGUUGUUUGCUCGGAUGGGAAUGAAAUCAAAUAUGAUCAACUCUUUAUAGCUACUGGCUUGAGCGCCAGGAGGCCGCCAACACAAGGAAAUAAUCUGAAAAACGUGUUCACUUUGCGCAACUACGCAGAUGCUCGAGUAAUAUUGAAUGCAAUUACACCGGAGACAAAUCUGGUAUGCGUGGGAGGAAGCUUUAUUGCAAUGGAGGUGGCUGCAGCAUUGGUCAACAAAGUUAAAUCGGUAACUAUAAUAUACUCAGGCGAGUAUCCUUUUGCUCUUUUCGGCAAAGCGGUUGGUGAAAUUUUUCAUCGUUUGUAUAGUGAGAAAGGGAUUAUAAUGAAAGGUCACAGCCGACUCUCGGCGUUGCAUGGAAAUGCCGAGGGUGCCGUUACUGAAUUGGAAGUUGCUGGCGGUAACAAAUUAGCCUGUGAUGUUGUUGUAUUGGGUACUGGUUCAACAUAUAACACAGAUUUCUUGGAAGGCUCAGGCAUCAACAUUAACGCCGACGGCUCCAUCGACACUGACAUGCAUCUAAUGACAAAUGUGGUGGAUGUUUAUGUAGGCGGUGACAUUGCGAAUGCUCCCAUAUUGGCCAAUGCAAAUCAACGGGGCUCUGUUGGUCACAUUCAGUUGGCGCAAUAUCAUGGUCGUAUUGCUGCUCUCAAUAUGACGGGUACAAUUGAGGAUUUGCGAGCGGUACCAUUUUUCUUUACGAUGAUUUUCGGUAAAGGUAUACGAUAUGCUGGGCAUGGUCGUUUUUCGGAUGUGUUGAUCAAGGGUGAUUUGAAUAAUUUUAAAUUCGUUGUGUACUAUCUGGAUACUCAGGGAAAUGUAGUAUCGGUAUUGACAAUUGGCCACGAUCCGGUCGUAUCACAGUUUGCAGAAUUACUUACUCAAGGCAAGCGUUUGCAUCGCACGCAUAUAGAGAAUGCAGCGGAUCAUUUGGAGUGGACGAAUAUGUUGAAAGAGAAGAAGUCGCGAGCGGUCUGUGACUGCUGAAGUGCAUUUGAAUUAAUUGUGUAGUUUAUUGUUACUCAUUGGUAUUUAUUAGAUAAAAUCGCAAAGAAUUUGCUAACGAAGUAUUGAAAUAAACGGAAAUAAAAAUAUAUACAUAUGUACAUGCAUAUAUAUGUAUGCUCAAAAUGAAAUAUAAGGAUAUUAUUUGUAAUACAUGUAUUUGUAUGUAUGAUGUUCAUAUUAAAUACUCAAGAGAUCGGAGAAAAUGAACGCAGAAUCGGAAGUCAAACAGGUUUAUCGACCAAAGUCGUCUUCAGUAAAACGAUACACAUUCCGACUCGUUUUCGUCUUAGUGAACUCAAUUUCAAGUGAGAUCGAAAAGUACGAGGUUAUUUUCAUUUAGUUUCGAUAAUCAGGCGGUUCUAGUAAUAAGUUCGUAAGGAGCUGCUAUUAAGCGCGGAUUAUUGGUAAAAAUUUCAAAAAAGUAAAAUAUUUUCACCUACAUACAUAUUUACAUAAAAAAAAUUAGUCCCACAACUCCAACGCAUUUUUAUAAAUUUUUGUAAAUGUUUAUGUAAGCCAUCAUGAGUAAAUUGCAAAUAAAAGUUCCGAACCUAAAAA
Molecule: messenger RNA, 2726 nt
Organism: Anastrepha ludens (Mexican fruit fly)
Lineage: Eukaryota; Metazoa; Arthropoda; Insecta; Diptera; Tephritidae
Product: apoptosis-inducing factor 3
Exons: 5
Coding region: 99-2147 (682 amino acids)
Cellular component (GO): cytoplasm
Molecular function (GO): 2 iron, 2 sulfur cluster binding; flavin adenine dinucleotide binding; oxidoreductase activity, acting on NAD(P)H
Source: RefSeq, a predicted model, not a curated record